CCACUCCGCCCCCCUCCCCUCCUCGGGUCUCCCUCUCUGGUGCAAGCGCAGUGUCUCUGAUCUCCUUAAUCUGUUCUUAACAGCGAGGCUGCGUGCUUCCGUUUGUUUUACAAACGAUGUGCCCGUGAGCCGAUUCACACAGAUCUGCGCUCUGAUGUAACCGUGCGUCUUCGGCCAAUCGGCGCGCAGCAGCUCUACAGUGGGCCCAUCUUCUGCGUGCAUUCACAAACGGAUGUGCUAAGUGUUGAAUGUACUGUACAUACACAGCUCGGACCAUGGCGGAAGAGGACGAGACGAGAAUUCGGAUUUUACAGAGCCUGCGGGGGAAGAUCUGUGAAGCUAAGAACCUAGGUCCUUGCUCUGGGCCAAACCGCUUGCGGGACCUGUGCACCUUCUGUACAAUCAGCCUGGACCAGGAAGAGGUUUUCCGGACCAAAAUGUCAGAGAAAAGUCCGAGCCCUUUCUAUGGAGAAGACUUUUAUUUUGAAAUUCCCCGGCCAUUUCAGUAUUUGUCCUUCUACGUGUAUGCAAAGAGUGUGUUCCAGAGGGACCUGCCAGUAGGGAAGGUAGCGAUUCGGAAGGAGGAUCUAUGUAAAUUCAGCGGGAAGGAGCACUGGUUUUGCCUGCAGCCUGUGGAUCCCAACUCAGAGGUCCAGGGGAAGGUUCACCUGGAGAUGCGCCUGAAUGAGUUGAUCACCGAGAACGGUUCUGUCUGUCAACAGCUGGUGGUCCGGAUAAUUGAAUGCCAGGGCUUGCCACUUAUCAACGGACAGAGCUGUGAUCCGUACGCUACCGUCUCCCUUGUCGGACCAGCCAGGUCUGACCAGAAGAAGACCAAAGUGAAGAAGAAAACCAGUGACCCCCAGUUCGAGGAAACCUUCUACUUCGAGGUCACACGGUCCAGCAGCUAUACGAAGAAGUCCCACUUCCAGGUGGAGGAGGAGGACAUAGAAAAACUUGAGAUCAAAGUGGACCUGUGGAACAAUGGAAAUCUGGCACAGGAUGUUUUCCUGGGAGAGACGCGGGUGUCUGUCAAGAUUCUCCGCAACGACUCUAUUCACCGUGCCUGGUAUUUGUUACAGCCAAAGGGCAAUGGGAACAAGACUUCGAAGCCAGACGACCUCGGGUCCCUGCGGCUGAACGUGACUUACACCGAGGAUAACGUCCUGCCCUCUGAUUGCUACAAUCAUCUCCGCACACUGCUGCUUAAAUCCCCCGAAGUGAAGCCCAUCUCGGCGUCAGCGGCCCAUAUCCUGGGAGAUAUCUGCAGGGAGAGGUACGAGGCGGUUCUCCCGGUCGUGCGUCUUCUCCUGCAUCACAAUCGCCUGGUCCCGUUUGUGUCCGCGAUCGCGGAUCUGGAGCUGGAGCAGACACAGGAGGCCAACACCAUAUUCAGGGGGAACUCGCUUGCAACACGCUGCAUCGAUGACAUGAUGAAGAUCGUAGGGCGGAGCUACCUGACCGUCACCCUGAAGUCCGUUUUGGAUGAGAUAUGUGAAUCCAACAAAACCUGCGAAAUUGACCCUGUAAAACUGAAAGAGGGAGACAAUGUUGAAGUAAACAAGGAGAACCUGCAGCAGUAUGUACAGAAGGUGUUCUCCUCCAUCACUCAGUCCAGUGUGAGCUGCCCUCCCGUCAUGUGUGAUGUCUUCAGGUCCCUGAGACAAAUGGCCUCCAAGCGCUUCCCCAAUGACCCACACGUGCAGUACUCUGCUGUCAGCAGCUUCGUGUUUCUACGUUUCUUCGCUGUCGCCGUUUUGUCACCACACACCUUUCAGCUCCGCCCCCAUCAUCCUGACCCAGAGGUAUCCCGUACACUAACCCUCAUCUCCAAAACCAUCCAGACGCUGGGGAGCUGGGGAAGCCUGUCCAAAAAUAAACUGUCCAGUUUUAAAGAGUCUUACAUGUAUGAUUUCUUCAAAUCAUUCCAAGAAGAGAAAUGCAUACAGGAAGUUAAAAAGUUCUUAGAUGAGAUUUCCUCCAAUGUGAGCAAGGAGUCCAUCGGGGUGGAGGACUCUGUGGUUCUGAAGGAGGGUGAGGUGCACAAGCGGGCCCAGGGCAGGAAACGCAUCAUUGGCAAGAAGAACUUCAAGAAGAGGUGGCUCCGUGUGACCAACAGAGAGCUCUCCUACCACAAGCACAGAGGCAAAGAGGCCCUCUGCAUUAUUCCUGUAAAGAAUAUCCUGGGAGUGGAGAAACUGGAAGAGAACGCCUUUAACCGGAAAAACAUGUUCCAGGUGAUCCAUGGAGAGAAGCCGCUGUAUAUCCAGGCCAGUAACUGCGUGGAAGCUAGCGAGUGGAUCGAGGUCCUGAGCCAGGUCAGCCGCUGCAACCCUGGGCGACUGAGCACCUUCCACCCUUCCGCUUACCUGAGUGGGUCCUGGCUGUGCUGCAAGGCUACCAGCGAGAGCCAGCCGGGCUGCAAGCCCUGCACUACCACCAUGCCAGUAAACAUACAGCUGGACAUUGAUUGUGACCGUGAGACUGAGAGAAUCUUCUCCCUGUUCUCCUCCAACUGCUCCAAACUGCAGAAGAUGGAAGACGCCUGUGCCAGCAUUGCUGUGUACCAGGGACCCCAGAAGGAGCAGGAGGACUAUUCCCUCUUCACCAUCCAGGACCCCAAGGAGACCUUCCACACCAUCCAGCAGAUCCGUCAGCUCCUGGAGCAGCUGAAAAAUGACCAUGCUGCUAUCAGGAGUGCUGUCACUGCCACAUAUGGCAGCCAGGAAAACCCCAUAGUAGGGAAAACCUCCUAAAGAGCACUGCAAAGGGACUUGGUCAGAAAGGGACAGCCAGUCCAGCAGAUGGCGGUAUACUCCCAGCCAGAGUUUAACACUGGAGCAACACAGCGCUGGGAUAUGCACUGAGAAUGCUGCUGCUUCCGUGAGGAGAAGGAACGCACACCCCUGGCACCGAGAUCUCCAGAUGAAGGUGGAAAUGAGGAAGUAGAAAUCCUGACCACUGCAUGGUUCUCUUAUUAGUUACUUCAAAAGCGGCUCACUCCAUUUUUUUUCCUGUGAAAGGCAAUCUCUCUCCCUUUCUCUCUGAAUCUCUUGCUCUCAUUUCAGUUUAAAGAAAGGAUUGCAAUAUGGCAGGCAUUAAUUUGCGUAAUAUGAAUUUGACCCUUUCACUUUCUCUACAGAGCUGUGGAAAAAAAACGAUUUCACAAGUUGUUUUGUGUGAAUAGGCUGCUAAAAUACAAAUGUUUUAAGAAGCAUUUUAAAAUCUUCACCAAUAAUGAAGCCGCAUUUACAGUCUCUGACAUGUGAUGUUCAAGGACAGUGGCAAUGAAACCGCCAUUAGUUUGGUACAGAAUCCACAAAGGGAAUAUUUUUCUCUUUUCUUUAGCUCCCCUCUGCACUUUGGGAAGAAGUGCAUGUUUUUAUAGAGUACGAUUCGAGAGAUAACAGAUCUGCCUUAUUUUAUUUAUGGAUGUAUA
Messenger RNA from Megalops cyprinoides (Indo-Pacific tarpon), 3439 nucleotides. RefSeq names its product RAS p21 protein activator 2 (gene rasa2). Bases 249 to 2756 code for a protein of 835 amino acids. The transcript is spliced from 24 exons. Gene Ontology annotation, biological process: regulation of GTPase activity; intracellular signal transduction. Lineage: Eukaryota; Metazoa; Chordata; Actinopteri; Elopiformes; Megalopidae. The record is from RefSeq and is a predicted model, not a curated record.